This is a messenger RNA of Adineta ricciae, 634 nucleotides long. The record is from the annotation of a GenBank genome assembly. Lineage: Eukaryota; Metazoa; Rotifera; Eurotatoria; Adinetida; Adinetidae.
AGUGGGAGAUCGUGCUGAUUGUUCUCAGCUAUUAUUUCGUUCAUCCAAACUUAAUGAACAAAAAGCCAAUUUAUUGAAAUCAUCCGGUUACUGUAAUAGACUGCAACAGUUAAAUGAAGAUCCAAGUAUACAAAAAUAUUUUUCUGAAACAUUGAAUAAUACUUCACGAGAUCCUAUUCAAGAUCAAGAAGAAGAAAGAUGGGAAGAUGGAGAUGAUUUUUUUGAUGAAAAACAAACUUUUUUACGUCCGCGAUCAAUGCAUCUCGAACAUAAGGAAAAGAAAUUUCAUGUCAAAUUUUUGAAAGACUACGAUGCGCAUGACCCAGUCUAUCGCGCAGCUGAUCGUCAACGUCCACAUCUCACCGAACGAUUGACACAAAAAAACCUUGAAACAUUGUUUCCUGUAGAUAAUUCUCUUCUUCCAAGUCAAUCUGUUCAAUCGACUGGACAACGCGAAACUUUUCCACCAUUGACCGUCGCGGCAUUGAAAGAGUAUCGUCCAUCAUUUUCGCCUAAGUCAACAGCUCGCCAAGCAAAAUCUUUGGGCACGAAUGCACUACAUCAACGGAAAGCCAUGCGCAAAGCAGAUUUUAUUUGGAAUCAAUCAGUUGUAACAUCAAGAAAACUGAAAUGA